Passer domesticus (house sparrow) is the source of this 1010-nucleotide messenger RNA. RefSeq lists its product as uncharacterized. The transcript has 4 exons. Bases 324 to 1010 code for a protein of 228 amino acids. Lineage: Eukaryota; Metazoa; Chordata; Aves; Passeriformes; Passeridae. The record is from RefSeq and is a predicted model, not a curated record.
AGCCAGGACAGGACGGGACAGAGCGGUGCUGUGAGGAGCCCCCGCACAGCGCACUCGUUCCUGUCUGACCCGGAGUUUUUCUGAGGUGUUGUUCCUGCAGCUGACCUCGAGGCCAGACUGUGGGACUUGCUGACCUGAGUCAUUUACCAGGAAUCUCCUGUCAUUGUGGCAGGAGCCCCCAAGAGCAGAGUGCAGGACUUGCUGUCCUGCAGCUAUCCUGAGACCUCUCUGUCUCAGAAAACUUCAAGGCACAACUGAAAUUGCUGACUUGGCAAUAUCCUGAGGCAUCUCUCUAGAAGGUGCCUUCAAGGCUGGAAGGUAGAAUGGCAGGCAGAUUUUUCAGCCUAUUCAAAUGCUUCCGGGGGAAAACUAAGAAAGGCCCUGGAGCUGCUUCAGGAGAGCAGCCUGAAGAGCCAGAGCAGAUCCAGACACUGCAGGAUGAUGCAGCCGUGGAGCGCACACAAGAGCAGCAAUCCAGCCGUGGCCGCUUCCGCAGAACAGCGCAGAUGUUCCGAAAAUUCCCGCGCAUUCGCCGUAGAGAGACUAACACCACUGCAGCUGAGGGCCCAGCUGAGCCUGACUCGGGGCUGACCCAGCUCCAGGCAGAGCCUGAUGUCAGCCCAGAUUCGGCUGGGCUCUCACAGGACUUGGACACCUCAGGGACUGAAACGUGGGCACAGGAUCUUCCCACAUCAGUGACUGAGGAUGCAGUCAUAACAAACACUGACAAUGAAGAGACUGAGGCCUUGAAAAAUACUGGUGCCAUGCCCACUCCCCUUGUGGUUUGUGCUUCCACUGUGCAUUUUUUCCUGGAGAGUGCUGUUCCUUAUCAGCAGCAGGUGCCAGCCAUGGUGAAGAAAAUCCACCAGAGUUUCAUGUCCCACAUCACUGUGGAUGCCAGUCUGCAAAGUGACAUUGUGAGGCUGGCUGAGGAACACCCUGCUGAUGUGGCGCUGACCCUCCUGCACUGUGCCCCAAUGUGUGACAGGUACGGGGCCCACGUGCCGUGA